Molecule: messenger RNA, 975 nt
Organism: Microthlaspi erraticum
Lineage: Eukaryota; Viridiplantae; Streptophyta; Magnoliopsida; Brassicales; Brassicaceae
Source: the annotation of a GenBank genome assembly
AUGGAGGACGAACUCAAGAGAUUUAUCCAAGUAUGGCUUUCUGCAAUAGUCUCGGUAUGUUAUUGCUACUACAUACCUCGCAGAAUCAAAGCUGGUGCUCCUCGGUUUUUCUCUAUUCUUCCCGUCUGUGUUCAGUUCUUUGUUUUUCCAUGGCUCUUCUCCUCUUCGGUUUCCAUUAUCUUCAUAAUGUAUUUCCUUACCCUAAUGGGAUCGCAAAAGCUCAUCCUCUUUGCUUUUGAUAAAGGUCCUCUUUUCCCACUUCCCUCAAAUCUCCUCCAUUUUAUCUGCUUCACUUGCUUCCCCAUCGAGAAACUUCAACAAAAACCUAAAUCCCAGUCUAGUUCCACCAAAUGGAGUUUCGCCAUUAAAUGUGCAUUACUUGGAGUGUUGUUACAUGUGCUAAAGUACAAACAAAAACUUCCCCAGAUUCUAUUUUGGGUUCUCCAGCCUUUUUUCAUGUACUUGCCACUUGAGAUUAUGUUAACCCUCAUCAAGUUUCUGCUAACUAUCAUUCUUGGGUGUGAGCUUAAGCCAGUAUUCGAUGAACCAUAUUUAGCCACCUCUCUUCAAGACUUCUGGGGUCGUCGGUGGAACCCCAUGGUCUCAUCUCUUCUCUCUUCACUCAUCUACGCCCCCAUACAGGGCAUGUUCAAAGGCAACUCCAGUUUGGCUAAGUUCAUCGGGGUUCUUACGACGUUCCUUGCAUCUGGUCUGUUUCACGAGCUUCUAUUCUUAUCCACAUCUGGUGCACCGCCUUCAGGGGAGGUCACUUUGUUCUAUGUGUUACAAGGGGUUUGUACUGCGGUGGAAGUGACGGUGAAGAGAUCAACGUUUGGAAAGCGGUGGGCGGUGAGACCAGUGGUGUCUUGGUUUCUCACCAUGUCGUUUAUGGUUGUGACCAGUGUUUCGCUCUAUUUCCCUCAAGUUACAAGGGGAAAGACACUUGACUUUCUUUCGUCCGCAAGUAUUCUCUGA